Messenger RNA from Physella acuta, 4046 nucleotides. RefSeq names its product sodium/hydrogen exchanger 10. Gene Ontology annotation, biological process: proton transmembrane transport; potassium ion transmembrane transport; regulation of intracellular pH. Gene Ontology annotation, cellular component: plasma membrane. Lineage: Eukaryota; Metazoa; Mollusca; Gastropoda; Physidae. Gene Ontology annotation, molecular function: potassium:proton antiporter activity; sodium:proton antiporter activity. The record is from RefSeq and is a predicted model, not a curated record.
GUGUAAACAAUGUCGAGAACGAAACCAUUACAAUAAAGAUCAACUGACAUUAGAAAAUUAAAAUGGAUGGAAAUACAACACAUCAAAAACAAGUUGUGUUAGCGAACCGUGAAGUAGACGAAGAAGAGGCUUUGGAGAUAAUUCUUUAUGGUUUCAUUUUCCUCAUCAUUGGACUUACCAGUCGAAUGCUCUGCUCUUUGGUGCAGUAUCCGCUCAACCAUCAUGUGCCGAUUGUCAUUGCAGGAUUCAUCAUUGGGGAGUUGUCCUACUACUUCCCAAGGCUUGAAGAUCCUAUGCUGAUCAAUCAUAUUGGACCCCUCCGCUUCUUCUACCUGUACAUUCCACUUCUGAUAUUUGACGGGACCUUUAACGCUGAGGUUCACUAUCUCAAAGUGAUGGUGUAUCAUUUUGUCUUGGUGGUGAUUCCAACUUUAGUUGUGACAUCAGUUAUUGUGACAUGCAUUGGGAUCUACUUGCUACCCCUAGACUGGAAUACUGGAGACUUUAUUAUGAUGGUCUCCAUGACAAUGACCAGUGGGCCACAAGUGACCAAAAGGUUUCUUUCAUCAAUGAGUGCAGAGCAUGACCUUAAGAUGAUGCUGGACUCAGAAUCCAUACUGGGCAACAUACUGGGAUUCACUCUCUAUAGAUUUAUAACCCUUCACACCAUUUUAAGAAAUUUUUUCAACCUGAUACCUUUCUUCUUUGAUGCUUGUUUUGGAUUUAUUUUGGGAAUCAUUAUUGGCAAGAUUAUGAUCUUUUGGCUCAGUAAGAUCUUCAAAGAUCAUGUAAAUCAAACAGCAAUUGUUUUAGCCUUUAUCUAUUCAUCAUAUGCCUUAUGUAUUUUACUAAAAGUCUCAGGCUUGAUAUGCAUGCUAACCAUGGCUUUAGUUUUGGCACACAAAAGGGCCAGUAUGACAACUCAGUCUAUCACCAUUCUCAACAAAUUUAUGGAGCUGUCACUGUUUAUGUUUACAUGUGUGGCAGCAGUGCAGGCAGGAAUUUAUCUUGCCACUGUAGUCCAGACUGUCAUCACUUUUGAAGUGUUUUUUAUUGCUGUUGGUUUCUACAUCCUGUCUUCACUGCUUCGGGCAAUGGUACUGUUUGCCACCUACCCCUUGUCCAGGUAUUAUCUACACAAUUGGUCUCAUGUCUACAUAAUGUGUGCCUGUCACCUCAGGACAACUUACUCAUGUGUGUUUGCAUUUUUGGUGCUACAAAGAGAACAAACUACAAGUGUCAAAAUUCUUUUUUCUGUGACUCUAAUACAAAUCCUGAUUUCCUGCAUUGUCAACUAUGCCCUGGCAACUUAUGUCAUCAAUGUCAUUAACAGAAGGACCCUCAGUGCUGAAAAAGCUCAUAUGGUGGAGAAGGCUGCCAAAUUGCUUCAGGACCUCAAGCUUGUUACAAGUCAUUCUCUUAAAACCACAAUGUUUACAGCUGAUGCAGAUUGGAACACAGUGAACCAGUACACAAAACUCAAGGAGGAUUUUAUGAACAAAUAUAAAGGGAAGACUUGGCUGAUGACAAAGGGUAGUCAAAGUUUGAUACAUGAUUUGGAGUCUGUGAGGCUACAGGCUAUCAAGCAAGUGGUUGUUGCUGAAAAAACUUGCUACAUACGCCAGUUUGAAGAAGGCGUCCUCUCAAGACAGUCAGUGCUCAAUCUUAUGAUUCAGGUCAAUGAGGCAAUCAAACUCAAACAACUAGUAAACCCCUUCAGUUUUAUAUCAGCUAUGUCAAACAAGAACAACUUCAUCUGCAGAAUUGAACAUGACCUAUAUGAGUUAAUGGCCGCCAAACCCGCCCCUGUGUUCACCAAAUGUGUGGUGACCAUUGUUCACCUGAUUGAUUUCAUCAUUGUGGUGUACUCACUCCUGGCGCACUACUUUGAGAGCACCCACUUCCUCAGACAGCUGCUCAUCAACUUGUACAACAUCAUUGUCUUCUUCUUCUUUUUUUUUAGCAUGAUUAUAACUAUGAUACAAACCCGAAGUUUUUCAUCCACUGGUUUUAAAAAUAUGAUUCAACGUGCAAUUCUCUUUUGCCUUUUAAUUGAUCUGAUGUUUACUGCUGUUCCAUUUUUUUUGUUUAAAGAAAAUCUUUGGGACUUCAAUUCUCAAGAGACAUUAGCAACUUUUAUCUUCAUACAAGAAUUGUUUGCCUGUACCAGACUUCUCCGCUUGUUUCAUAUCAUCAGGUUCAGCACUCUGUUGCAAAAAGUACUUUUAGAAAUAGUUACCAAGAAAAUGGAACAGAAGAUAUUUAUUGGAUGUGAUAUGUCUGUAGGAUUUAUCAAAGGGGCUAUGGAAACAUUAAGAAAGGCUAACAGAAUUGUGGAGGAUCUUAGUAUCUCCAGCAAACUAAAAUAUACCUGUCAUAUAUGUCGCUUGAUCCUAGCUCAACAUUUGGGAUUGUGCCAAGUGGACAACCCUGGUGUUAUGCUGGCACUCAAGUCAAAGACCGCCAUACGUCUGACCCUGAAUGCUCAAGAGCAGAGACUACUGGAGAUCAAAGAAAUGGGGCUGUUAGGUGACCAGGACUUUCAAAUCAUACAGAAGAAAAUUGAGAGCAAAAUGGUCCAGGCCCAGAACUUCCCCUCCAGCAUUGACCCCCUGGGACACAAGUCAGUUCUGCUUCACCUGCCCUGGGUUGAUGGGAAUGUGAAAGUUGCCAACUACAUAGAGGAAAACGGCCAUGCAAUUCUUUUUAACCCUAAUGACAUCAUAGUGACUCAAGGCUACAAACCUGGAGGCAUUUUCAUCAUUCUCAAUGGCCUGGUCAGGGUGGAAAGUAUUCUUGGUCGAGACAGCUUGCAAGAGGACGAACAGGCCGAAGUUAGCCAAAGAAUUUUAAAUGAAAGUUCAAGGAAAGCCUCCUACUUCGUGAAAAGUUUAACUAACAAAGUAGCAGCACUGUAUGACAGCAAGGUAGAACUCAAAGACUUUCUAGUCAGAGGAGGCGUCAUUGGCGAGAUGUCUACACUGACGGGAAAACCUGGCCACAAAACCUACAGAUGUGCCACCUAUGUUGAGACCUACUUCAUCAGCCAUUUUCACCUGAUUGAAUUGAUGGAGGGAGAGCCAGAUGAGAGGCGGCCCAUGCGGGACCUGGAGAUGAAACUCUGGAGAACAGUGGCCAUUAGACAAGCUGUGCGCAUUAUCCUCAGUGAAAUUUCAAGUGGGAGCUUGUCUCGAAUGCUGAUCUACAAUAGGAUGUCAGACUCCUACAUUAUAGAUGGUAACAUGACCAGGGUGGUUGACAUUGUACCAACAGAGGUAGCUGCUGUCAUCCUCAUACAAGGUUAUGCCAAAAAUUACUUCAGUGAAGCUCGCUUUCUGGGACCAUGUAUAAUCCCUUACUACAUUUCCAAACUUGUCACAGAGCCUGAGAGUGGGCCUCGAGUUAUCUUUCUCUGCCUGAAGAACUCCAUGACGGAGGAGGGAACACUGAUGGAGAACUUGAUCCACGAAGAGCUGGGUAUAGAGACUGAAAACCAGUCGGAGAUUGAUGAUGACCUCUUGACCAUUUCGUCUGGCUCUUCAGAUGAUGGGCCCCACCGCAGAGCCAAGAAGUCUAUUGCAGAAUUGGUUGACAAAUCAGUCCUCUAUCACCGCAUGUUUGAGGCCAGCAGUACGGCUUGUUUGGAAGAGGAGAAAGAAAAUAUGAAGAAACGUUUCUCUACCUCCAUCUAAAGCUGGUGCUGCAUGUGUACCAUUAACAAACCUCAUCUAUAUAGUGUCAAAUGUCAUAACCAUUAACAAACCUCAUCUAUAUAGUGUCAACAAAAUGUCAUAACCAUUAACAAACCUCAUCUAUAUAGUGUCAAGAAAAUGUCAUAACCAUUAACAAACCUCAUCUAUAUAGUGUCAAAUGUCAUAACCAUUAACAAACCUCAUCUAUAUAGUGUCAAGAAAAUAUCUCAUCUCAUUCACUUAUGGACCAACAUGAAAUCACCCACUCAAUAAAACUAGGGUAAAGGGUUUUAAUAGGAAAGAUUAAGCUCUUCACACCAAAAUAUAGAAAUAGAAAACAAUAUUAAAAAACUG